Molecule: messenger RNA, 1383 nt
Organism: Guillardia theta CCMP2712
Lineage: Eukaryota; Cryptophyceae; Pyrenomonadales; Geminigeraceae
Exons: 15
Coding region: 1-1383 (460 amino acids)
Biological process (GO): RNA processing
Molecular function (GO): protein binding
Source: RefSeq, a predicted model, not a curated record
AUGUACAAGCAGAUUCUCGCAGAGUUUCCGGAGGACGCAGGGACCCUCUGCAACUAUGGAUGCUUCCUGGAAGACGUUAGGAAGGACUACGACGGCGCGGAGGUGCUGUUCAAGCGCGCUCUCAUGCAAGACCCUCAGCAUGUGGGGGCACUUUGCAACUACGGGACUCUGCUGCAGGCGAGGAGACGGAGGAAAAAGUUUGUGUGCUCUUGUCUGACUGAGUCGGGCCAGGAGGUCAAGGGAGAUUACGGCAUGGCGGAGAGUUACUACAAACGAGCGCUACAGAUUGAUCCUCAUCACAUCACAACCAUCUACAACUAUGCCGGGUUGCUCAAGACUGACUGGGAUGGGGCCGAGAAACUUUACAAGCACGCGCUCGAGCUCGACCCGACGGACGUCGGAGCUCUGUGCAACUACGGGCAAUCGAUCUCAUCGAUGAUGUUGAACUUGCAGAAGGAGUAUGAUCUUGCUGAGAAGAUCUACAAACAGGCCCUGGAGUGCGACCCGACCGAUGCCGCCACUCUUUGCAACUAUGGACUUCUGCUCAAGGAGCCAACGGAUGCAACAUCGCUCUGCAACUAUGGACUCUUCCUUCAAAACGUCCGGCAGGAUCACACGAAGGCGGAGCAGAUGUACAAGAGAGCUCUCAGCAACGAUCACGGUCACAUCAGCACUCUAUGCAACUACGCGACUCUGCUCGCAAGCGUCAAGAAGGAGUUUGACAAGGCGAUCGCACUGCUCUCUCAAGCUCCUUUCCAUCCUGCUGUCGUGCAGUGCCUUGACUGGGUGAGACAACUGUUCGCCGCUGAGAAGGAAAACAAGAAGAACAGAAAGAGGUUCCCCAACGAGCUGAAGGUGGUGUGUAGCAUAUGUCAAAAGCUGUUCAUUGACAAGAAUACUCUCUCCCGUCACCUUUCAAGGAUGCAUGAAAUGAUGACGAUGACAAUGACAAUGAUGAUCACGAUGAUGAUGAUGACGAUGAUGAUGGAAAUGAUGAUGGAAAUGAUGAUGACGAUGAUGAUGACGAUGGUGAUGAUGAUGGAAUUUAUGAUGGAAGAUUACGAUGACGAUAAUGAUGAUGAUGAUGAAGAUGAUGAUGAUAAUGAUGAUGAUGAUGAUGAUGAUGAAGAUGAUGAUGAUAAUGAUGAUGACGAUGAUGAUGAUGGAAAUGAUGAUGUCUGUGGUCUACGCGAUGCUCAUGUUGUUUCAGGCAUCCACGAGGAGCCUGCUGUGCAGCACCAAAACCAGGAAGAGUCGUUUCAAGGAGAUGGGCGUGUACAGCAGCUGUGGCAGGACGAAGUUUCUCCGCCCAUUCACGCCGACAACUACCUCUCUGAUCAAGACGUACAAGCACCUGAAGGGAACCAUGAUUUCAACUUCUAA